AAAAGGCCUAUGGGAUGGAGAAUUGUCCACACUGGCAGCAAAAUGUCACACACAUAAGCAGAGGCUACUGUGUGACCUUUGUUGUUGUUGUUGUUUUACCCAUUUAGUUAUGGCCGUUUACUUGGCAGUAAAGUAAAAUGGAUUUGUAAGUUGAGGCAGGUCACUUUGCAAACACCCUCAAGCAGGCUGUUGAGUGUUUUUUAGAGAUAGCCUAGGUGUGGCCAGGUAUGUGCAGGUAGAAACCCAACAUCCCUCCGAGACAAUGGUUUCUUCUCCGCUGUCCGGCAGAGCGUGCGAACUAUUUUGACUGACAUAGUAGCGAACACAGACUCGGAUUUGUCAAGUUCCCAGACGGGUAGAGGAAUAAACAACAUGGUGGGAGUGGAGUGCAAGUCUGAGCAGGUGAGGGUGUGAGCCCUCUGCGAUUGGUCGACAAAAAGACUGACGGCUGGACAGAUCGAUACUGUCAGAGGAGAAGAAGAAUGGCUCAAAAUGUUAACUUUGACGUGAUGCACCCUCUCAUUGAAGCUGGAGUGGAGAGCCCGGCAGAUGAGGAAGGUGUUCAUGACUCGUUCAGCAAGCUGAUAGCAGAGCAGAGUCACACUGAAGGCCUGUCUGACGCCUUCGAGCUACAGCAGCUGCAGAGAGAACUGGACGAGGAGGGUGGAGACCAUGUGGCCUACCUGUCCAGCCCUGGAGAUGGAUUUAGAGGAAGUAGGCAGGGGCUAAGGGACGUGGAAUGGGAGGAUGAUGAAAGACAGACAGACCCCCUCGUAGGUGAACGUUGGUCCUCGGCCACCUUGAAGGUCCUGUCCUCCAUGCCCAGUCGCACCAUCGGACGCAGCAGAGGAGCCAUCAUCUCUCAGUACUACAACAGGACCAUGCAGCUUCGGAGACGCAGGCAGAGCAGACCCUCUAUCCGAGACUUCUCUCACUCUGCCAGACCGAGCAUACGAGGCUACGGCAUGGAGGCAGACAGUACGGACGCAGACGGCGCACCGGUGAGUAAGAGGGAACGUUUGGUGAACAACCUGCAGAACCUCUCAGUGAGCGACAGAAUCAGGAUGCUCAGAGGGAUGCCUCUCAGUUUGGCUGAGAAGAGCGAACUCAGGAGGUUAGCAUUACAAAAGGAGAUACGCACACUUUCUGGCAGUAAGAUCCCCUGUUGCAGUCAACUCAAAUAUUAUAUCAUCAUUGCUGCAAGACAGAGUUGGUACAGCUGGCUGUCCUUCCUGCACUCCCUCCAGCUGUGGCAAGUGGCACUCAAGAGAGUGAGUGGGCGUUUCGGCACUGGAGUCCUCUCAUACUUCCUGUUCCUCAAGGCCCUACUCUUCUUCAACCUCUUCCUGUUUCUGGUGACGGGUGCGUUCUUGGUGUUGCCUCAGGCAGUGCACCCUCCGGUGCUGCCUGUGGAGAGACCCGCUUUCUCCGGACUGGAGCUCCUCACCGGAGCGGGCUAUUUCUCAGACACAGUGAUGUACUAUGGAUACUACGGUAACUACACAUUGCGCAGGAGCUGCAGGGAUGAUGUUGGAGGCAAGAGUGUCUCUGUGUCCAAUGGAACCAGCCUGGGCUGCAUAUCGAAGCACCACUCUUACAACAUGCCGCUUGCUUACUUUUUCACCAUAGGAUCGGCUUUCUUCAUCACAUGUAUCAUCCUCGUGUACAGCAUGUCAAAGUCGUUUGGUCAGAGCUUCCGAAUUGACAAAUCUCACAGUAUCUUGGCCAUGAAGGUUCUCUGCUCCUGGGACUUCAAGGUCAUUAAGAAAACCUCUGUCAAACUCAUGUCUGAGAAUAUCUGCACCCAGCUCAAGGAGCUGCUAGCAGAGGUGAAUCAUAACGAUGUCAAGAACACUGUGUGCCAGAAGCUGUGGAGACUGACGGUUCAUGGCAUUGCAUGGGCUAUCUGCAUAGCAAGCACCACUUCCUGUGUGCUUGGUAUUUACUACUUCUCUGGUCACAUGCACCAGAACCUCCAGCAAAAUUCUCGUAGUGCCACCAAGAACCCCUUGUUGCACGAGGCCAGCCUGCUGGCUCUCCCCGUGGUGGUGUCCCUCAUCAACCUGCUGCUGCCCGGCCUGUUCAACCUCGCAGCCUGGAUGGAGGACUAUGAGUCACCUUCUGUACGCACAUAUGUUGCCAUCGGCAGAAACUUGAUGUUGAAAAUAAGCGUGCUUGGAGUCCUGUGCUACCACUGGUUGGGCCGGGUGGCUGCUGACCCUAAAAUUAUUGAACUGAAGUGCUGGGAGAGUUUUGUUGGCCAGGAGCUUUAUCGUUUCCUGCUCAUGGACUUCAUCUUCACUCUACUGGACACCUUGUUUGGAGAGUUUCUUUGGAGGUUGUUUUCUAAUAGGGUGAUGAAGAGGAGGAGGAAACCAGUUUUUGAUAUCGCCAGGAACGUCCUUGAACUCAUCUAUGGACAGACGUUGGCCUGGCUGGGUGUUCUCUUCACUCCUCUCCUGCCUGCAGUGCAGAUUAUCAAACUCUUGCUGCUCUUCUACAUUAAGAAGAGCAGCGUGAUGAUGAACUGUCAGGCCCCCAGGAAGCCAUACAGAGUCAGCCAGAUGACCACCGUCUUCAUCACUCUCCUCUGCUUCCCCUCCUUCCUCAGUGCCUCUGUGUGCGUCACAUACACCAUGUGGAGUAUCACGCCCUCCUCGACGUGCGGUCCGUUCCGCGGGCUCAAAACGAUGUUGCAGGCGGGGAAGCACUGGAUGGAAGAACUGGAAAAAGAUAAUCCCAACCUGUCCGUGCUGGCCAGGGCUCACUCCUACCUGGUGGAAAACCCUUUCUUCCUGUUCGUGGGAGCAGGCAUCUUCCUGAUAGUCAUCUACUUCCACAGUCAGGUGGUGGACGGCCAAAGGAAGAUCAUUGGCUUACUACAGGAGCAGAUAGAAAAUGAGGGAGAGGAUAAGAAGUUUCUGAUCACUCGCCUCCAGUCUAUCCAUGAGCGAAGACGAACCCCAGCUCGCAGACUCACAAGUCAGGACUCGAGCUGUUGAGAACCCAAACUCUUUGUCUCCAGUAGACAAGCCCCCUCAAUUCUCUGAACACUGAGGUCUGGAGAAAUCUUAAACCAGCGGGGAUAUAACUGGAAUGAAACCUGUAUAAACUGUAUAUAUGACCAGCUUCAGAUGUAUUAUGCAUUUGGUAGAUUUAAAAUGUGGCUAGUAUUUUAAUGGCUGUGGAGCAUUUGCAGAGAGGGGAAACAAACAAUGUGGAAAUAUCAGGCAAAACAAAGCUGUCUGCUUUAUACAUUAUGUUUAUAGAUGACAUACCUGAACUCCAACUUUAAGUUAAACGUUACAGACACAGUAUAACCCGAAAAAUGUUAAAGCUGAUGUUAUCAGUUUAUUCCAGUCAUGUCUCGUAGAAGCACUUUUCAUAUCAACUGUGAACAAAUAGUUUUUAUUCUUUUUUCUUAUGCAAACAAAUGUACGUAGUCUACAAUGUUGUUUUUUAAUGGUUUUAAUUUUUUAGAUUUUAUCAGUAUGUGUGUUGGAGAUAAACUUUGGAUGCUGUGGGUGUGAUUAUGCAGUAUGAUAAUACUGGAAAUGUAUUCUUGUUUUUACAUUUUGUUUUUUGAGUUGUUUUUUUAGGGUGAUAACUACUACUUUAUUGUCAUACUUUUGUAAUUAUUAAAUUAUCUUUUUAUCAUA
Siniperca chuatsi (mandarin fish) is the source of this 3659-nucleotide messenger RNA. It is a transcript of the gene tmc6b, whose product is annotated as transmembrane channel-like 6b. The transcript is spliced from 22 exons. Lineage: Eukaryota; Metazoa; Chordata; Actinopteri; Centrarchiformes; Sinipercidae. Gene Ontology annotation, cellular component: plasma membrane. The record is from RefSeq and is a predicted model, not a curated record. The coding region runs from base 483 to 3002 and encodes 839 amino acids. Gene Ontology annotation, molecular function: mechanosensitive monoatomic ion channel activity.